Molecule: messenger RNA, 1023 nt
Organism: Closterium sp. Yama58-4
Lineage: Eukaryota; Viridiplantae; Streptophyta; Zygnematophyceae; Desmidiales; Closteriaceae
Source: the annotation of a GenBank genome assembly
AUGCUGUGCUCGGCCCGAUCUGAGAGUUUCACCCUCUUUCCGAUCUCGACCUCGCUCGUAAUCGCGCGUUCCGCCUCCCCCCCAUCCUCCGCCACCCCCUCCCCGUCGUUCUCCCCUUCAUUUUCCUCCCAUCCCAUCUUCACUCCCGCUGCCGCUGCUGCUGCUCCCGCCGACCUCCCCUCUCUCCAUGCGCGUCAGUCCCCGGGGGCGCUCCUGCCGCAUUCGCCGCCGCAUUUUCCGCCGCAUCGCCCGGCGGCCAUGGCGACGCAAGCGCCUAAAGGGGCUGUGCAGACGCAGCCGCCGCGAGGGCCGGUGCACAUGCAGCAGCAGGCGCGUCUGCGCGUGUAUCUGCAGAGCCCGGGGGUGAUAGGCGACCCCUACCGCCCUCUUCCGCCAAUGCCCUUCCUUGCCAGCUGGUUCACAAAGGCGGGGUGGAAGAGACGCUGGGUCAAGUGGAGUGAUGCGCUGAAGACAGGGUACACGAUUGCCAUGCUGAGGCGCCACAACAGGGGAUACUCCCGGCACGGGCUCUAUAGGGAGCUUGCAGGCACCUACAAGCAGAUCAACCGUGCCAUUGCAGCAGAUGAUCGCACGGCAUUGCGACAUCUUGUAACCGAGAGUGCCUUCACGUCACUGAAGAGUUUCCUCAAGCAUCGCGCUGAGAGCGGUAUAGCCCGGGUGGACUGGCACCUGGUGGGGGCGUCUGAUGGCAACAGCAAGGCCGUUGUUCCUUCCAGCAACAAGCCUCCACUUUCGUUCAAGACCUUGCAAGCACGCCUGAUUUCAUUGGAGAAGAGCAAACCAGAGAAUGGCUUCGUACAGCUCACCCUUGAAAUCAAGAGCAAGCAGCGCAUUGCAGCGUAUGAUAAGCGCAAGAAGCUGAUUAGUGGGGAUCCAAAUGCUGAGGUCGAUGUGAAGGACAUCUGGGUGUUUGAGCGACACAUGCUGCACCCAGAGCUCCCAUGGAGGCUCUGUGGGCAGCUGGUAGAACCUCCCCCUCAAGCGGAUAAAUCUGGAAAGUAA